This is a messenger RNA of Chroicocephalus ridibundus (black-headed gull), 2041 nucleotides long. It is a transcript of the gene TMEM106C, whose product is annotated as transmembrane protein 106C. The record is from RefSeq and is a predicted model, not a curated record. The transcript has 8 exons. Bases 134 to 937 code for a protein of 267 amino acids. Lineage: Eukaryota; Metazoa; Chordata; Aves; Charadriiformes; Laridae.
AACCAGCUCUAAGCACCGCGGGUCACGGCACAGGGAGCAAAUUCAACGCCUUGUCGGCUGGAAGCCUCCCCCAUUGCUCGGGCACAGAGCGGGCUGCGGGAAAAGGUUAUCCAGCUUUUCUACAGCAGCUGCAAUGGGUUCUGUGCUUUCCCUCUCUGCUAAUGACGCCGCCUCCAGGCAGAGGACGAAGGCUGAGGAUGACGAUGAUGACUUACUCGAUAGCCGAGACCGUGUAGAAGACAUUGCCAAGUUUCCAUAUGUUGAAUUCACAGGUCAGGACAGCAUCACCUGUCCCACUUGCCAAGGCACUGGCUGCAUUCCCACAGAGCAGGUAAAUGAGUUGGUGGCUCUGAUACCCUACAGCGACCAACGGCUUCGUCCACAGAGAACGAAACUGUACGUCCUGCUGUCGGUGCUGCUCUGCCUGCUGGUGUCGGGGCUGGUGGUUUUCUUCCUCUUCCCCCACUCCGUCCUGGUGGACGAUGACGGUAUUAAAGUGGUUCGGGUUUGGUUCGACAGGAAGAACUCCGUUGUCAUUCUUGCCAUCACGGCCACCCUACGGAUCAAGAACUCCAACUUCUACUCCGUGACAGUGACCAGCCUGACCAGUCAGGUGCAGUACAUGAACACUGUGGUGGGGACCCAGCAGAUCACCAACGUCUCCAGCAUCCAGCCGCUGAGUGACAAACUGGUGAAUUUCACUGUGAAGGCGGAGCUGGGUGGGCCUUUCUCCUACAUGUAUUUGUUUUGCACGUUUCCCAAGGUGAAGGUCCAUAACAUCGUCAUCUUCAUGAGGACAUCGGUGAAGCUCUCGUACAUCGGCCACAUGACGCAGAGCACUUUGGAGACGUACCACUACGUGGAUUGCAGUUCCAACUCCACGGCUGCCCAGGACCCGCUGCCUCUGCUGUCCCCCAAAGCCCAGAGCGAGUCCUGAGGGCGCAGCCGACCCUUUCGGUUGCGCAGAUGGAUUCCUAGAAGGGACCGGGAACUUUCCAAUGGAAGCGGAGGGAGCACGAGUGACUUUGGUGGGAGAUAUUUGGAAGCUUCUGGGUCCCUUUCGCGCUCUUCCAUGUGCAGCUGGGCUGUGCUGCUGUCCACAAAACCUGCUGGGGGUGUUGUUCAUGGGCGAGCACCCCGGUCCCCUCCCAAGUCGGAGUCCUGCUGCAUCCCCCUUCCUCUUCACUUCCAAAGAACGAGUUUUUUGGUAGGGAAACCGGACUCUCGAGCUUUGAGGUCAGAAGAUCCCAAAGAUUUAAAGUUGCCUUUUGCAGCUGUUUUGAAGCUUAGCACCGUGUCGGGUCCUUUCAGGGUAAACUAAUUAGUUCCGUGCAAUUAAUUGAUUCCACUUUUUUUGCUCAGUGGCGGCGCGUCACUGGCUUGUUUCAAAGCAGGGCUUGAUUAAAAAGGGAUAAUUCUUUUAAGAGACGCACAGAUAAGGCUUCCACCUCUGAAACCUGCGCUAGAAGGAGGCAAAGGGAAUCGAAACCUUCGAAACACGCUUCCUCUGCUGAGCAGAUUCUGUUUGUUGGCAGCUGAGGCCACCUACAGCAAACGAUACCACAACGCCGCAGCCUUCACGAAGACGGCGCUGCUGGGGACACGCGAAGGCUCUGUGCAAACUGGACCUUCCUCUUCCUCCGCGUGCGGCUCCCAACCUUCCUCUCUUCCAGCUGCGGGGGUCUCUGGGGUGUGAAACCGGGGACCUCGUAGCUCGGUGUUGCUUUGUACUUGCGCCCGCUGCAAACGCGUGGAUUUAAACAGGUUUUUUGUGGGAGUUUGGUGUUUCGAAGGCUUCCCUCCCAGGAGCCGCCCGUUCCCGACGGACGGUAUCAGCUGCGUUCUUUAAAGCAAAUAAAUGUGAAAGCUCAGCCAGCCCACCCGCCGCAGUUCUCGCUGCGCACUUGUGCUUUUUGCAGCUUGGAGGAUUUCAUUUGUAGGUUUUUUUUCUUUUUUUCUGGAACUUGAUCGCUCCAGCUGCCCUCCUUUCCUCCCUGCCCUGGCUGCCUGGCGUGUGAGAGUGUGUGUGUGUGGAAACAAA